This is a messenger RNA of [Torrubiella] hemipterigena, 501 nucleotides long. Lineage: Eukaryota; Fungi; Ascomycota; Sordariomycetes; Hypocreales; Clavicipitaceae. The record is from the annotation of a GenBank genome assembly.
AUGUACCUCUCCACAACCUUCAUCUCUCUGGCAUUGGCUGGCUUUAGUCAUGUUACUGCUCAAAGCGACGGUGGUUGGGACAAUGCGCCCGUCAAUGCUACUGGCAAAGUCAUCAUGAGGGGCUAUGAUGUGUCGAAGCCCUCAAGUCACCAAACAUCCCCUUGGUCUUGGAACGUCCGAGUUUCUGCUGCUUAUCCCAGCGAAAACGGCACAGUUCCAGCCGCCGAAGUUACCCUCUUGGAUGACACUAAGACAUCUGGCAAUGCUAUUGACGGCUGGAACCUAUGUCCCACUAUACUCUACACAUUAAAGAAGAGGAAUGGAAAACGUGUACCUGCUGAUUGCAAAGGUAUUGUGAGCGACAGCUGCCUGGAGCGUCUACGUAACUUCGAAGCCUUCCAACCCAAUGGUACUUGCUUGACGAGCCCCGGCGCCAACCUUUUGGGGGAUUGUGAGGUUGACCUUGGGGAAAGCGGUAAGAAAACACUUACUAUGCACUAG